Cylindrotheca closterium is the source of this 582-nucleotide messenger RNA. NCBI's taxonomy places the organism in Eukaryota, Bacillariophyta, Bacillariophyceae, Bacillariales, Bacillariaceae. The record is from the annotation of a GenBank genome assembly.
AUGGCGGAACAAAACAUCCAACAUAUCAAGGCGUUGUUCCGUGUCCAAUACCAUUGCAUGCCGUAUAAGGCCAUUCCAAGGAUUAUUACUGAAGCUAUUGCAAAACGAGUUGCACAGACUUCCAACUUUUAUCCCGCCAAAGGGGGUAUUUCGGCCUAUUACAGUCCUCAUAUGAUUUUGUUGCAACGCCAAGUUGAUUAUUCGAAGGAAUUUGUUGCUGAACUUGGGUCGUAUGUCCAUGGUUAUGGACAUGAUACUCGCAGUGAUCAUCGGUCAUGCACUAUUGAAGCAAUUUACUUGGGACCAGCUGAUAAUAUGCAAAAGGGUCACAAGCUAUAUGAUUUGAACACAAAGAGAGAGGUAACUAGACCUCAAAUUACGGUGCUCCCAAUCACUGAUCAAGUGAUCAAGUUGGUUGAAGCCCAUGCUGCUGAGGAAGGCGUUACAGAUUUACAAACCUAUUCCAGGCGCAAUGGAGAAAUAAUUUUGGAUGCUGAUCUGCUUGCAGGAGUGGACCCAGAUGAACUGUGGGACGAAGACUAUGUCCUGCAGAUAUUGAGAUUCCACCAGUCAAUGACAUGA